This is a messenger RNA of Nanorana parkeri, 2333 nucleotides long. It is a transcript of the gene SH3PXD2A, whose product is annotated as SH3 and PX domains 2A. Lineage: Eukaryota; Metazoa; Chordata; Amphibia; Anura; Dicroglossidae. Gene Ontology annotation, molecular function: protein binding; superoxide-generating NADPH oxidase activator activity. The coding region runs from base 1 to 2124 and encodes 707 amino acids. Gene Ontology annotation, biological process: superoxide anion generation. The record is from RefSeq and is a predicted model, not a curated record. The transcript is spliced from 4 exons.
AUGGCGGCCAUCAAGCGGCCAUCCUUGGCAUGGGAAGAUGUUCGACUUUUCUGUUUGCCGGUAGAGAGGAGGCGAGUGGAGAUUGGAUUCCAGUUGCCAAAACCACCUGAACCACCAUCAGUAGAAGUGGAAUAUUACACUAUUGCUGAGUUCCAGUCCUGUAUAUCUGAUGGGAUAAGUUUCCGUGGAGGUCAAAAGGCUGAUGUAAUUGAUAAGAAUUCUGGUGGCUGGUGGUAUGUCCAGAUUGGUGAAAAAGAAGGAUGGGCACCCUCCUCCUAUAUUGACAAAAGAAAGAAACCAAAUUUAAAUCGGAGGACUAGCACUUUGACAAGACCCAAAGUUCCACCACCUGCUCCACCAACAAAACCCAAAGAUCCAGAAGAAGUUUCAGCCACUAGUAUUGUCUGCUCUGGGGAGUCUAAGGGCUCUCCUUUAAAGACAAAAUAUGAAGAACCAGAAUAUGAUGUUCCAGCUUUCACUUUUGAAGUAUUGUCUGAUGGAAAUGAUUCCAUUUCUCAAACACUUUUAGAGGAUGAAAUUUUUGAAAGUAUGUUUCAGCCUUCAAAGCCUUCUCCAGUAUCUUCACUUCAGAGACCAAAGUUUAAAGUUGGGGCAUCCAGUGAAGAUCUGACUAACGAGGAAGAAACUAUUUAUGAAAAUGAUGGAUUCCGUCCUUUUGUGGAUGACUCUGCGUCAAAUAAGGAGUCAAGUGGAGACUCUGAUUCACAGAGAAGCUCCAUAGUAAUUCAGAAAUGUUCACCUACUGCAACCACUUCAAGACCACCACUUCUAAAAUAUAAAAUGGAAAGAAAUGUCCAGCAAGAAACAGGAAAGAAUGUAUCCUUCUCAACAAAUGACCAACAAAAAACAAGAUCUGUUUCAGAUGCUAGUGUACGUUCGCUGCCAAAGGUUGCAACCAAAAAAGAACCUGAGCAAAAACCUGCAAUUUUACCAUCAACUAAAGCCAAACCAUCUGUUAGACCCAAACCCUUCUUAAAUAAGACUGAUCCCCAAAGCCAGGAAAAAAUGGACAUUAGCACAUUGCGAAGGCAACUGAGACCAACAGGACAGCUGAAAAGUGGGCUUAAAGGUUCAAAAAGUGAAGAAUCUGAAAGUCCACCAAAAUGUGCGUCUGACAACAUUGAAAGCCCACCAAGAAGAAGCUCAGUAGAUAUUACGCCUACUUCCACCAACUCUUUUAUAUGCUCAGGUAACAAAGACAAACCUGGAGAAAACGAUGACAAAAAAUUCUAUACAGCUUCAAGUACUUAUCAGAAAGUCAUGGACACCGAAAUUAGCUUCCCUGCAGGAGCAAAAGUAGAAGUCCUGGAAAAACAAGAUAGUGGUUGGUGGUAUGUAAGAUUCAAAGAUUCGGAAGGGUGGGCACCAUCUCAUUUCCUAGAACAAGUAGAUAAUAAGCAACUUGACACCUCUGUGCCUGAGCCUGAAUCUACCAAAUGUAGAAAAAAUGAAAAUAAAUCCAACAGUCUGGAAAAGAUAGAAAAAAGAGUUCAGGCACUAAAUACUAUUAACCAGACCAAAAGAACACCCCCAGUUCCUUCCCGUCCCCCAGGUGGAUUCUCUAAACCUACAAUGCUAGGAAACAAUGUUGUGAAGUUAAGAAAUGGAGUGAAACAAGUUGCUGUAAGACCUCAGUCAGUGUUUGUUUCCCCACCCCCUAAGGAAAACAAUAUUUCUUCCCAUUUGCGUAGGAAUGAAUCGCUUUCAGCUACUGAUCAUUUGAGGUCUGUUCGGAGAAACUCCUCCUUUAACACUGUUCGUAGUCAAGCCAAUGAGUCAAAAUUAAAGCAGGCUGAUAAAACAGAAUCUGAGACCUCACAGACAGAACAAUCGGUCAGGUCUCCACAACGGAAUGGAAUACCAGUGUCAACAGUCCGACCAAAGCCCAUUGAGAAAUCUCAGUUUAUCCACAAUAACCUUAAAGAUAUUUAUAUCUCUAUUGCUGAUUAUGAAGGAGAUGAUGAAACUGUUGGAUUUGAAGAAGGUGUUUCCAUGGAAGUUUUGGAGAAGAACCCAAAUGGAUGGUGGUACUGCCAUAUCCUUGAUAGUGUUAAACCUUUUAAAGGAUGGGUGCCUUCAAACUAUUUAGAGAAAAAGAACUGAUGCUCUUUUGUAUGGAAACAUUAAUUUAAAACUAAAUUCUUCUAAGACAUUCUUGACAUAUUUUCAUAAUUUAAAAAUAUGACUGAGCGUUUGUAUAUGUCAAAAGCCAGCUAUAUGGGCUCUGUGUUGGUAAUUAGGAUGGAGAAACCUUAUUUUUAUAUGAAAAAAGCAGAAAGGAGCCUUUAUAUGGGCAAUCUUUGUUAAAAAAA